Thyridium curvatum is the source of this 2964-nucleotide messenger RNA. RefSeq lists its product as uncharacterized. Bases 1 to 2964 code for a protein of 987 amino acids. The record is from RefSeq and is a predicted model, not a curated record. The transcript has 2 exons. Lineage: Eukaryota; Fungi; Ascomycota; Sordariomycetes; Thyridiales; Thyridiaceae. Gene Ontology annotation, cellular component: cytoplasm; nucleus. Gene Ontology annotation, biological process: regulation of DNA-templated transcription; circadian rhythm.
AUGGCAGACCCCCCAAAGGGCGCAUCGCCCAUCACGCAUCCGCCGCCUACGGAUCGGGGCCACCCGCUCCCACGGCGAGCAUCACCUGAACAGUCCGUCACCCUCCGUCAUCACAGACUCGCCCGUGAUGCGACUAUGAAGGCCACCGGCGCUGGCCCGGGUCCCGAGCAGCACAGCUCGCCCCGCAGAAACUCGUCUGGCGAGAGCCACGACGCCAACGACCCAAAGCGCUGGUUUGACCGCUCCAACAAGAAUCCAAAGCAGACCUUUGACCCCAAUAAUAUGGAUGUCGACCCCCCAUUUUUCCAGAAAGAGAGCGGUGAGUCGUCCAACGACGACUCUCGCUUCCCCCUGGCUGAUAAGCCUCCCUCGUACCCUUAUGCUCCUGGAAUGCUCGGCCACCCCUCGAUCUUCCGUCGCACAACUACGCAGAGUAGCAGUGCCGACGACUACCGGAGCGUUAUUGAUGAUCUGACCAUCGAGAACAAGAAGUUGAAGGAGGAGUUGAAGAGGUACAAGCAGUUCGGGCCCGACCUUAUGCGGAGGGACAAGCUCUUCGAGAUCAAGGUGCACGGGCUUCCGGGACGGAAAAAGCGCGAGCUCGAGGCGACGCUGCGCGACUUUGCUGCAGGGUUGGAAGGCGAUUCAAGCGUGGGUGCUUCCUCGCAGAAGCACAAAUCUGCGAAGCAUGCCAAGCGCAUGCAGUCUUCGCGGGGCUCCAUGUCGAAGCAUGCGUCGUCUUCGUCUUCCCACUCGCGCCCCGUUGACUCGGCUUAUGCGUCUGCCUCGACUGGCCCCCAUUCCUCGGGCGUCUCGAUGUCUCGGCCUUCGAUGAGCUCGCGAGCCAGAUCCUCGGAGCAAAAGGUGGAGCACUAUCUCGAGGACAUCCCGGACGGCCUCUACCCUCAGCAUCUGUCGAUGACCGACAGAGAGAAGAAGAAGAUCGUCGUCAAGAAGUUGGAGCAGCUGUUCACUGGUAAGAUCAGCCCCUACCGAGCAGCGUCCCGGAACCAGUCGGCCCCUUCGAUGGAGGGCGUGCAGCCAACGAGCUCCUCCAACAUCGCUAUCCCUCCCAGCCUCGAGGCUUCGAGAGAGGCUCGUAUGCAGCCGCAAGCCAAGAAAUCCAAGUCGCGCGAGAACAUGUCUCGGGAAAAUGUAUCGGGCUCCAACAACUCAAAUGGGGACCAAUCCGAGUCUCGCGGCAACGGAAAUGGGAAUGGCAGCGGGAGCGGCAGCGGCAGCGCUGAAAAAAGCGGUGGAUUUAACAAUUCCCCCCCUAGCGCCGACCUACCAGAACAACGGCCGACUCGGCCCCGUGACCUCGACCCGGACCGGAUGCAGGUACCAGCCGACAACGUGGACUACAUCCGUCACCUGGGUCUUGUGCCACCCGAGCUUCUGAACGGGACCAAGACCGACCCCCAGGAUGUGUCGAUGGACGCCGACGGCUGGGUGUACUUGAACCUCCUCUCCAACCUGGCUCAAUUGCACAUCCUGAAUGUGCCACCUUUACUGAUCCGCGAGGCCGUCAGCGAGAAAAGUACAAAGUUUCAACUGUCUCCGGAUGGUCGAAAAGUCCGCUGGCGCGGCGGCACUGAUGGCACCAAGUUUAGUAGCGACAGUGGCGGUGGAGACUGCUUGACGUGCAGCUCGACUGAUGAUGAGGACGGCUCGGACAAGAAUGGGCAGCGCAAGCGACGCAAAGUGGGUGCUUCGGGUGACGACCUGACUACUUCGGGGGGUUCGGGUCGCCCUGGUGGUGCCGCCUCUUCAAGAUUUCACUACAAGCCCCUCUUCGUCCACCAGUCAUCCUCGGAGGAGACCUCGUUUGACGAAGCUGGAUCCGGCUCGGAAGAACAGGUCGAAGACAGCAACAUGGGUACGCUCUCGCGGUGGAACUACAGCGGCUCAGGUUCCUCGCCCCGCAAGAGGCGCCGGGUCGAUGGCGCUAUCGUCUACUACAACGGGGCCCCGUUCUGCAUUGAUCUCUCUGGAGACCCUGCAGCGGGCGAGACCAGCCCAACCACCUACAUGACUUCCACUGGCCCGCAGGAGUCGGAAGAAUCGUUCCGGCCAACCACGGUCCGGUCACUCUCCGGCUCGUCCAUCCCCUAUCGGCCGCUCACUGAUAGGGCGUCCAAGCCGGCAAUGGAAGCGGACCCGGACAACGUGCCUGAGCUUACUACUGACGAGUCGGACAUGAGCGACAUCGACAGCGAGUUUCCUUGGUGCGAUGGUCUGCACCUUCCACAUACGAAGCCCUUCGGGCCAACACUCGAGCCAUCGGGUGUCGGCCGGGUCUUCCCGGAUGACCAUUUCGCGGUCAUCGUAUCUACCCGCCGGCCACGAUUCCAGGUCAAGGGCAACGGCGUCAACCCUCGCCCGACAUUUUAUCGACAUGCAUCGGACGGCACGGCGGACUCUGUCACUGGGCUGAUGGCGGCAAUGUCCACGUCCUCUCCCCAGCCGCCAGCACUAUUAAAGAACGGUACACUUGUGGUGGAGAUCGAGUAUGUGACUGGAAAGAUUCGCAAGUUCGACCCGGUACCGCUGCCACCCCCUGCGACGUUCUACCCGCCGUUCACGUCGACUUCGGAUUCCGAGGGCGACAGCGACCUGGACUCUGGAGAAGAGGCGGAUGGCGACGAAGAGGUCCUCACGUCCUCGGCCGAGGAGCUGAUCUCGAGGAAAGCCAACCCUCACAACUCGGACAACACGUAUCCCGAAGGCAUGGAUCUCACCUCUGCCGACGAGGAAGACGAGAUCGGACCCGAGCACCGUGGUGACAGCGUUUCGCCCGACCUCAACAACCCCGGGCUGGACGAACUCCGCCCAUCCCUUGGUGUACGGGCUGAUGGCAGUGCCAGCGGUACCAAGAGUGGUGAUCUGCUGCCCACUGGUAGCUCUGUCGCUACUGCUGGCGGGGAGGAGAGCGGCUACAGCAGCAGCGCCGAGGAUAGUUGA